GGUGCGGCAGGAGGAGGCGGAGGGAGCUUGGAGCAGGGGGGCUGUGCGUCUCCGCGGAUCGCCGCACACAACCACCACCAUGCCAACCAAAACAACCCCCACCACAGCCCUAAUCCACGUCCGGUGUUGCAGCACGCGCAUGUCAACCACGCCCACGGUGCCGCCAGCCCUCGUCCCCACCAGCACCCGCACCCCCACCAGCACCCUGCCGCCCCCUCCUACCCGCACAAGCCACUGCACGGCAUCAAUCAGCCGGGUGCCCCGCAGGCGGGCAACACGGGCGCGGGGGCGGGUCGCAGCCUGCUCAUCAUCUAAGCCUGCCCGCCAGCGCCUAGAUCCUAGAUCCCUGAACACGCCGGUUCGUGGGGCCUGGGUCGUGGUGUUGCACCUCGCCUCGCCUGCACCUCUGUAUGUCGGUUGCUGCAGCUGGCAUGCACGUAGAUGGUAUUAUUCGAUGAUGUGCUCUGAUGGGCCCUGCGGCGGCGGCAGAGGCCUUUUGAGAGGUGUGCUGCAGCCCCAUGGUGUGUGUGAGCCUGCUGGUGGCGGGUGGUUGUUGCACCCUUGACACAUGGCGGGUCAAUGGCGGGAGAGAGCGUGACUGGGAUGCUUAUGUAUCUGCAUCGGGGAGGGCGUUAAAAUUGAGGGCCCUAUCCCAUAUACGCGAUUUGGGGUUGGUUCUUAUUGCAAUCGGCGGCGCGUGGGGGGCAAUCUUCCGGGAGUCUGGUUGGACAACAAACCAUUCUUAGCUGGAAUGCAAAGCCGCCUCCAAAGGCAGAGCCGCAAGGAUAUCUGCUGUGGUGCGAGUGAGCCACCUUGCACAUGCGUUUACUGCGCAAUGCCUUUAUAUUUGGUUUGGGUCUGGCGUGAUGGAUGAUAUUGAUACUAUUACCGGUUUCGCGGCCAUCUUGCGUAUUGGGGGGCCGCAUUGGGGGGGGGGAGAGUCCCGAACUGUUUGCCAUGUUGCAAUGCGUUACCUGCGUCAUGCAUGGUUGUUGGCUGUUGUAGAGUACUGGUGCAUCCUUGCAUGCGUGCGGUUUGUAUGUGCUGCAGAUUGUUUUUGGGCGGGUGGCUGAACGCAGCGGAUUGCAGCUGCACAAUGGCUAAGGGUUGAUGAACCGUCCGUCGCCGCUGAUAUAAACAGUUGUCUGUCAUUUGAAACACACAGGGCUCGUAUCUCCAUACGAGAUCCUCCCUUUCCGAACCUUAAUCGGGCUUGGCGGUCCGCAUGCUUUUCUGAUAGCAGGCAAUGCAAGCCUGCUGGUCCGUGACACUCGCCUGUUGCCUUGGAUGCCCUAAAUGCCAAUGGAUGUAUUUGUGCGUUGUACGAAGUGCUCCCUGCAUCUUUCAUUGUUAAGGACGGAUAUCCAUUUCGAUUGUGAUCACCAAGCUAUGUUGCGCGGGCUGGGUGGUGGUGACGGUGGGGUGGUCGCGGAAACCGUAGUGGCGGAAAGAGAUGAUGGCUGUUGGGCUUUGCAUGUCAGUUACAAUUGGCUUCCUUUGGCCUGCCCAAGUUGGUCCCAGUGCUUGGUGCGUGACUGUUGUCCUCCGCUACAACCACACACCUACAUAGGGUGGAGCUAGGGUGGUAGGCUUGUAGUGAGUGUGAUCCCAUGCUCGUGGGUAUGCGCACCUGUCCUGUUGCAGGCUGGGGUAUGAAUACGAUUUUCGCGAUUAGGUGAGCAUAUAAUGAGCGCGCCGACGGUGUAGCAGGGCGUUGGUGGUUGGUCUUCUUGUUGUUCUUGAGGGUUGUUUACUUACACGGCGUGCCGUAAGGCUCGUCAAUAGUACAUGAUGAUGCGUGACACGGAGGGUCGGUCUGGGCUGUUGUUUAUUCAACACGUAUAAACCUGCAUGUAUUUCUAAUGGACCUUGUUAUGUUGUUGUUGAUAUGGUG
Astrephomene gubernaculifera is the source of this 1894-nucleotide messenger RNA. The record is from the annotation of a GenBank genome assembly. NCBI's taxonomy places the organism in Eukaryota, Viridiplantae, Chlorophyta, Chlorophyceae, Chlamydomonadales, Astrephomenaceae.